UGAGCGCAGUGCAACCAUAUAGAUGUCUUGUCUUGGAUUCUUCCCCUGGCAACCUUUGGAGGACCGUUAUAGUCAGAAUGAGGAAUACUACGAAUAUGUGAAACAAGAAUAAAAACAAUCGAUGUGACUUUUAAAGAUGACUACUACCAGCACAAGGUUAUGCUUAUAAAUCUGCCGAGAUUAUCGACUGGGGGUCGUAGUUGCGCUCUCAUCAACAUUGGCCAAAACUUCAUUUUAUUUGUGAAGUGAAAAAAAUAUAGAUAUAUAUUAAUGGAAUAGACCUCGUGUGAAAGAAAGACAAGUGACUGCCUUUUUCCACGGGGAGGAGGACUACAGGAAGGUUACCAAAUCACAGCUUAUCAUACACCUUCCAACCUCCGAGCGCCCUCCACUCUCUGUUGUGCGCUUAGAGGUUCACAAAAUGGAGAAUAAAACAAACGGGAAGAUGGGCACCAACAGUACUUCGGUCGCUGAUUCCAUCGAAACAAGCCUAAGUGACGUGAUUGAAGCUGGAUACAGUAGGUCGAAUACAAAAUUGCCGGCCGAUUCACGGUUUCUAAAUUGCAUGUCCUCUGUGCGUAAUUUUGGAAACGUUAACACACUGAUCCAAGGUCUUAAUUCAAGCCCUGACUGCGCAGUUUUUAAAGACUGUAACACAGUCGAUCCUUCACUUGGAGCAAAACAUUUUUAUGACCGUAACAGAGACUAUCUUAAAUGUGAUGGUGUUCCGUGGGAGGAUUUUGUUAAACUUCAGAGGACAAACGUGGCCGCAUCCGAAAGUUUACCAGGCGCAGGUCUCCCCUCUACCUCCGGGGCUUGCAAGUUCAUCAAAGAUGAAAAGGAGCCUUCUGUGAUUAUGGACAUCCCCUGUCACAACUUUGAUCCAUCACUCGAGAUUUCCGCUCUCGAUACCUGUUCUGACACCGACAGGAAGCAGCACUUAGGGCUUAGCAAAGGUGAAUCGACAAGUUUCGAUCCCAACGCGCAAACAGCUGGGCAAUUGUCGAUAUAUAAGACUGAUGUUCCUCGUUGGCAGAUGCAAGCAUCUCCAGGUGAGACCCAGUAUUGGGGACAGUCGGCGGGGGUAAACGAGGACCCGUUCAGAACUAGUGGCUACAAUGUGAUGCAGAACCAGACCCAGACUCUUCCUCAGAGGAACCCAGCUCCUUUCUCCACAUUCCCCGGUAUGCCACCCCAGAGACUGUGUAUGAUCUGUAGUGAUGAGGCAUCUGGCUGCCACUAUGGAGUCUUAACGUGUGGGAGCUGUAAAGUAUUUUUUAAAAGAGCGGUUGAAGGCCAUCACAGCUAUCUCUGUGCUGGGCGGAAUGACUGCAUUGUGGACAAAAUUCGGAGAAAAAAUUGCCCUGCGUGUCGCCUUCGAAAGUGCUAUCAAGCAGGAAUGAUGCUUGGAGGGAGGAAACUGAAGCGCUUUGGGGCCUUGAAAGACACAGGUUUGACCCCAUCUCUGAUGUUCCGGUCCCACAUGACCAUGCCCGGUGACAGCCAAGCCUUGACUCCCAUGUCUUACAUACCAGGCAUUCAUGAGCUACAAGUCUCCCAACAAAUGCUCAACAUCCUUGAAAACAUCGAACCAGAGAUGGUGUACUCUGGUCAUGACAGCUCCCAGGCUGAUGCUCCCCAUCUUCUGCUCACCAGUCUCAACAGGCUGUGUGAGAAACAGCUGAUGUGGAUUGUGAAGUGGUCAAAAUCUCUCCCAGGUUUUCGUAAUCUACACAUCAAUGAUCAGAUGACACUCAUCCAGUACUCGUGGAUGAACAUGAUGGUGUUCUCUCUUGGGUGGCGCUCCUUUCAGAAUGUCACCGGUGAACAUUUGUACUUUGCACCUGAUCUGGUUCUUAGCCAGGAGCAAAUGAGGAGAUCUCCAAUUUACGACCUCUGUCUAGCGAUACAGUUUAUUCCUCAGGAGUUUGCAAAUCUUCAAGUUACACGCGAAGAGUUUCUUUGCAUGAAAGCCAUAAUAUUGCUCAACACAGUGCCUCUUGAAGGAUUAAAAAGUCAGGCAGCAUUUGAUGAAAUGAGACAAAACUACAUCCGGGAGCUGACCAAGGCUAUUCAAAUGAAGGAGAAGGGCAUCGUGGCAAGUUCCCAGCGAUUCUACCACCUCACCAAACUCAUGGAUGCCAUUCAUGAUAUAGUAAAGAAGAUCAACCUGUUCUGUUUGAGUACCUUCAUCCAGGCAGAUGCCAUGAAAGUGGAGUUUCCAGAGAUGAUGUCAGAGGUCAUUGCCUCCCAGCUUCCCAAGGUCCUUGCUGGCAUGGUGAGGCCCCUCUUAUUCCACAGCAAAUGACAUUGCCAACACAGAUACUGCAGCUCUGUGAAGACAGCUUGUGUCUGGAUUACUCAUCCCAUUGUUACUGGAUUCUUCAGAGCCUUCAUUUUGCCAAAAUGCCUCUAAUUUGCUUGAGGUUAAACAGGAAAACCAGGUUUCUUAAAAUGUUUUUAGCAGAGACAUAUCUUGAAAAUUAUACAUUUAGAGGCAUCAAUCAAUAAAGUUCCUAUGUUUUAUUCAGGUGUAUCCACCAUUUCCAUUCCUACAAGUUGUGUAUAAAACUUGCUUUGAACAUAGUAGGUUUUAAGAAAACCAUUAGAGAUAUUUUUGUAUUCAAAACAAAUAAAAAAUAAAUACAAAAAUGCUAACAUUUUUCAAGGAAAGGUGCAGAAUAAAUUGAAAUUUGUGACUUAGGCUAAUCAAUACAGGAUACCAGCAUAGUAACUCACCAUACCUACUUAAGGAAGGUGAAACCUUUAAAAUAACUUUGUUUAAAAUAUUUAUAAGAACGAAAAGUGACCUAUGAGCCAUAUUUUCUUAACAAAACUUAGCUCACCAGCUUUAAUUUACAUCCAUAUCUGCAUCAACAUAAAUGUACAUGUAAAUAAUGGGAUCUUAAUGCGAUGCAAGUGACAACUGCAAACAUGUUUAUUACCAUUAAUGUUGCACUGUUAAGAAAUCCAGACCAUUCAGGAAAAUAACCACAUUUUCUCCUGAGUUAUCGCAACUUCUGAGUUCUUUGGCCAGGAAAUGCGACAAAUUUGAAGUAAAACAUUACUGGCUUGACAAGAUUAAAGGGUCCAAAUGUAAAAAAUAAAAUAAAAUUUAUUGUCAUGUCUUUAUGGAUAGGAAGAACACUUGAGGAGAACUUUACUGCUACAAAGCUUUAUCUCCACUCACUAACUAUAGCAAAGAAAUUUGGACAACUGGUCUAUCAUGCUUAAGUUUAUUUAUAGACAUGUUUAUGCACUGUCAGGAUACAGUAGAUGUCUCCAAGGCAUCAAACUUCCAGUAUAUAAAAGGAUGCCAAAUGUUACAUAUUUGGGAUAUGAAUAUCAUUUCAAUGAUAUAACUUGCCCCUGCAAAUUCAGACUCUAAGGGAGUACAAGUCCGGCAUCGCUGUUCAAGGCCGCUUUGCAUUCCUAACAUGUAAAAGGAAAAGAAAAGAACAUCCUGAUCUUGGCAACAGCGAAACUAAAAAUGCACUCCCAGAAACAAUUUGGCUAGCCAGAGAACCCUUUACUUCAAAGUGACCUUGUUGUUAAUUUUUCUUUUAUGCUUUUCUUAAACGGUAUCAAUGAAGUUAACUUUUUAUGUAAUUAGAAACAUUUCUUUAGAAAAAUGCUGUGACAGAAAUAGAACUUUAUUUGUUAACGCUAUGCUUGUCUAGUUGUCAUUACCAGUACACCGGUGUAUCAAGGACACUUCUCGUAACAUUCAUUUGUAACAUUAUAAAACAAACAUGUGAUAUAUAUCAUUGUGAGCAGUGUAUAGUAAUAAUAAAAAUAAUAAUGUCAUUAGAAGUAAAUAUCUUUUGAUGUGGAAUUACAGAGAAAAAGACUUACGAACUUUAAUGUACAUUACAGUACCGUGUAGCUACUGAACCAGAAAGUGCACUGCAGCAGUGAGGAGAUUCAGUGGAUGAGCAAUGAUCAGAGUACAAAAACAUGAAAAUUAAGGUGCAAACCCAUUAUACAUUUUUUUUCUAUUAGAUUCAAAUAGAUCUUCUCAUUUUAAAUCACAGCUUGUUAAAUUACAGUCAAUACAAAUGUUUAUGAGACAGCAGAUUUUCAUUAACUUCUUGAUGAAUAUGUUUUGCUAAUAUAAUGGGAAGUUAAAAUAUGAUAUUUUUCUGAGAAUAAAAUGUGUGAAAUGGGA
Messenger RNA from Maylandia zebra (zebra mbuna), 4168 nucleotides. It is a transcript of the gene pgr, whose product is annotated as progesterone receptor. The record is from RefSeq and is a predicted model, not a curated record. Gene Ontology annotation, molecular function: zinc ion binding; DNA-binding transcription factor activity; sequence-specific DNA binding. Gene Ontology annotation, biological process: regulation of DNA-templated transcription. NCBI's taxonomy places the organism in Eukaryota, Metazoa, Chordata, Actinopteri, Cichliformes, Cichlidae.